AUGGGUGCCAUGAUGGGAACGGGAGUAGGAUUGUGUAUUGGUUUCAUUGGUGGAGCUUUUCAGAUUCUGCGUGCUGGACCAGGCCCAAGGGGAACCUUGGCGACGCUGGGGCAGUUCAUGGGCACGAGUGCGGCCACGUUUGGCUUCUUCAUGUCCAUUGGAACAGUGAUCAGAACAGAGGAAAUGACCGGACUUGAUGAAGCGAGGUGUCGCAUGCUCACAGCUCGCAAUGGAGUCAUCAUCACGCCCUCCUCGAGGCAAAGAAACAUUAAUGCCAGAGAAGAGUGA
This is a messenger RNA of Ceraceosorus guamensis, 288 nucleotides long. RefSeq lists its product as hypothetical. Bases 1 to 288 code for a protein of 95 amino acids. Gene Ontology annotation, biological process: protein insertion into mitochondrial inner membrane; protein import into mitochondrial matrix. The record is from RefSeq and is a predicted model, not a curated record. Gene Ontology annotation, cellular component: TIM23 mitochondrial import inner membrane translocase complex. Lineage: Eukaryota; Fungi; Basidiomycota; Exobasidiomycetes; Ceraceosorales; Ceraceosoraceae. The transcript is spliced from 3 exons.